AUGAAUAGCAUCGUUUUCCUUUUCAUCCUAGGCCUGGUACAAUUUCUCAGCAGCACAACUGCUAGUAGUACUACAAGCGAUGGCAAACCCUUUCCCCAUAAAUUCCCUGCCAUUCUGAUAUUUGGAGAUUCCACUGUCGAUCCAGGGAAUAACAACUACAUAUUGACAGCAUUUAAAGGAAAUCAUCCACCAUAUGGGAUUGACUUUCCAGGGCAGAUUCCGACUGGGAGGUUUUCCAACGGGAAACUCGUCCCAGACUUGUUGGCCUCCAUGCUAGGCCUCAAGGAAUCCGUCCCUCCUUUCCUGCAGCCAAGUAUAUCAGACAGGGAAUUGCUGACAGGGGUCAGCUUUGCUUCAGGAGGGUCAGGGUUUGACGAGCUAACAACUGCUGUUUCUGGGGUGAUCUCAAUGUCAAGGCAAAUUGAAUAUCUUAAGGAAUAUAUAGAGAGGCUGAUCAAGAUACUGGGAGAAAUAGAGGCUCAAAAAAUAGUUGGUGGAGCCUUAGUCAUAGUAAGUGCAGGAACCAACGAUUUUAUCUUCAACUUCUAUGACAUACCCACCAGAAGGCUUGAAUUCAGCGUCAGCGGCUAUCAAGAUUUCCUGCAAAAUAAAUUGCACGACUUUAUUAAGGAACUAUACGAUCUUGGAUGCCGGAAAAUUAUUGUUUCAGGGCUUCCCCCAAUUGGAUGUCUGCCGAUUCAGUUGACGGCGAAGCAUUCCAUUUUGAGAAGAUGUGUCGAUAAGGAAAACUUGGACUCUCAAACUUAUAAUGACAAGCUCCAAAAGCUGCUCCCCAGAGUACAGGAAACUCUCCCAACAACCAAAAUCCUUUAUGCGGACGCGUACGCUCAACUAAUGGACAUGAUAAAAAAUCCUCAAGAAUAUGGAUUUGUGGAAGCAACGAGGGGGUGCUGUGGCACUGGAAUACUGGAAGCAGGACCUUUGUGCAAUGUGGGCACUCCAAUUUGUCCCAACCAUUCUCAGCACAUAUUCUGGGACAGCAUUCAUCCUAGUGAAUCAACUUACCGCUACAUUUCAGAGCAAUUGCUGAAGGAACUCCUUCCCAAGUUAUCGCAAACAGAAGACAGCUGUUGAAUUGUAUCUGAUUCUCAUUUCUUUCAACUUUCCUGUUCCUUCUUUCUCUUUAGAGUAAUGCUGAUACUGUUGUGGCUGUUAGAACUUAAAUAAUCAUCGAAUUGGCUAAUAACAACAUCUACAGACCCGAAGCUGGAUGGCAACUGCGACG
Molecule: messenger RNA, 1246 nt
Organism: Coffea eugenioides
Lineage: Eukaryota; Viridiplantae; Streptophyta; Magnoliopsida; Gentianales; Rubiaceae
Product: GDSL esterase/lipase At2g30310-like
Exons: 3
Coding region: 1-1095 (364 amino acids)
Molecular function (GO): hydrolase activity, acting on ester bonds
Source: RefSeq, a predicted model, not a curated record